AUAUUGCAAAAAUAAUUGCUGAAGCAGUUCUUAGGCUUGAUCCUCAGGAUUUGGCCCCUUAUGUGCUGCUGUUGAAUGUCCAAGCCUCUUCUAAAAGAUGGCAGGGUGUUUCAGAAGUGAGGAAAGUGAUGAGAGAUAGGAGGGUGAAGGAGCCAGCUCAAAAUGUUGCCCAAACUUCUAUUGAGGCGGCUGGAUCUUCUUCCUUACCCCCAUCAUUUGGUCCCAUGUUCUACCUCAAUUCAAGUUUUCCCUCAAUUUGGUACAACAAUGAUUCUGAUGGUAAGAGUCUCGUCAGUGAAGACAGCUCAACAACCGUGAGAGAAAUCUUCUCAAGAAGGGGAGGUGUAGAGUAUGUUUGUGGAUUCUACUGCUUCGGAAGUUGCACCUAUUACUUGUUCUCAGUUGCCAUUGUUGGUGGAGGCAAUCACAGUGUAGUUUGGUCAACAAAUGUAGGCCAUCCUGUGAAAGAAGGCGCGACGUUACAGCUUACAGUAGAUGGAGAAUUAGAACUGCAAAAUUCGGAUGGAGACCCCGUGUGGUCAACCAACACAUUAGGCAAGUCUGUGGUGGGAAUGAACACAACAGAAUGGGAAAAUUUGGUUCUAUUCAACAACAAAAGAGCAAUUGUUUGGCAGUCUUUUGAUUACCCUACAAACACAUUGCUUGUUGGGCAGCAGUUAUACGAGGAUCAAAAACUCAUUUCAAGUUCCUCAAACUUAUGGGCUCGUGCUUUGUACUUUGCCACAUUGAAAUUGGCUACCGAUUUUGUUACAUACGUAGGAGGUAAGCGUCAACCACAAAUGUAUUAUCAGCUGGUGCCAGAUCAAACCUCAACCACUAGCAGAGGAUCAUACUAUGCAGAGCUUCAACAAGGAAGUUUUCUUGUGAAUUUUGGUACAUCUCAAUCAAUGUUUAAAAUAAUUCCCAUCAAUUUUCCCUCCACUGUUAACACUGCAUAUAUAAAAUUAGGUAGUGAUGGGCAUUUGAAGAUAUUCCAUCACAGUAAUGCCAAUGGGUUGAGGGAGAUUGUUGAUAUGAUUACCCAUGAUUUAGGUGAAUGUCAACAUCCUCACCCGUGGUGA
Molecule: messenger RNA, 1082 nt
Organism: Camellia sinensis
Lineage: Eukaryota; Viridiplantae; Streptophyta; Magnoliopsida; Ericales; Theaceae
Source: RefSeq, a predicted model, not a curated record